CAGACAGACAGACAGACGGGGAGAGAGAGAGAAAGAAAACGAGCACGUCGGCAUAGUACACCACAACACAUCCAUAGGCCAGUGACGAAAACACAGUUAUUGUGCACACAAACAGCUGGGCACACAAACAGCCAACGCACACAGUAAGUCUUAGUUAGUAGAUCAGAAGUCUGGUUGGAAGAUGGCAUCCAAGUCGUGCAGUUUCUUCACCAACGGCACCAUUGAUUUGCUGCAGCAGAUAACGACACGACAGAUAAACAAUGAGUUGCUGUAGCGCGUGUGGGAUCAGCUUAUCAAACUUACUCGUAUGACCCGUCUGAUGUCACCAAGAAGACCGGCUUCUGACCUUGAGUCUUUUCCAGCGUCUCCACGAAGUCGCCAUCCUUCAGUGCACAGGAAAUGGAGAACGAUCGCAUCACAGAUUGCCAUAGAUAAACGAAUGUGUGCAACAUACCCCAGCCACGAAGACCACCGCUGCGAUCUCGGGGUCGUCGGCCAUCUCUUUCAGCUUGUCAGCGAUUGCGAUGUCAGCACCCUUCUGUUGACGAUUUGACUUCAGCCUACACGGAAGAGGGGGCAGGUGCGUCUGUUCUCUCGCCAUGAUGUGUGUGCCGCAUCUCACAUACUUGGCCUCAUGGAUUUUCGCCAUGUGUUCAAUGCCCUUGUGGAAGUUCUUGAGAGCUUUCUGGGCUGCCAUGGUGCUCAUGUCGUCGGGCCGUGUGCUCACCACAUAGGUGCUGUUGGGGGUGAUCUCAUACUGAGGCCAUUUGUAGCCGAAGCAGCUGAUUAGGUACUGGAAGCCCUCGGGCGUCAUGGAACGUUCCGUGAGGGCAACAUGCCUUUUGUCCAGGAAGGCCGAGUCGAUGAUCACGGCAGCAGCUCCUCGACUGCACACACACACAUUACUCACCUUACUCGCUCUCUCUGCCUGGCAGUCAUGGAACCUGUUCAUGGUCGUUGCUGGGGGUCCGUUCAGAGGUGGUGGAGACACACGACCCGGCGUGGGUGUGGGUGCGGUAGGUGUGGCUGUGCGGGGCGGCGUGCCAGCGGAAGGCAGUCGCCCUUGGUACUGCUUCUUGAUCGCCUCUAGCUCCCUGAGGCACUUAGCUACGGCAUCCGGCUGGUCUGUAGUGUUAUCACACAGAACGGAAGGGACAUGUGCCUGUCGUGGCCUUCGUGUGUCUCUAUCUAUAUGGGCUGACCUUUGACUUUGAUAAUUGUGCUGUUGUCGUUUCGGUGGGGGAUAGAAAUGUCAAUCACAUCUGACACAUAAGCGUUUUCAGCACAAGGGGCAUGUGUUUGGUUCAUCCGGCCUUCCAGUGAUGUGCGUACCCCGUCCGCCGCAUCGAUCGCGCAGGGCCGUGACGGUCGAGCCGCCCUUGCCGAUGUAAAGACCAGCCACGUCCUGCACUCAUACACCAUACGCACAAGAGAGGCGCGUGUGUACGUGCUCCGCCGGUUCCGUGUCUGUGUGUGUGUGUGCGUGUGUGUGCAUGGGUAUCUCACCGAUGCCUCCAUGUCGAACGUGGUCUCGAUCUCAUUCCCGCGCAAUUGCUGUGGCCGACCAGAGCAGCUGCCACUACCGAGAUCUGACCACACACACAGAGAGGGAGAGAGAGAGGGGAAACGCAGCGGACACACCACACACAGAGGCGUCAGUCACACACGAGGGAUGCUCAGUGGCUCACCAUUGGGUGCCGUGAAUGGGAGUCUGGGCGGAUUGUCGUCCUUUGCAGAGCUCCUGCACGCGGCAACCAGGCACGACACACACCGCAGUCAGUGGCUGUCCCUCGCACCGAUGCCGAUCUCACCUGGUUGCUUGUGGUGGCCGACAUACCUCAGGAUGGUCCCUGCAUACCAAGUGCACAAGUGGAUUGUAUCGUGAAGUAAUCGACCAUUCGUCUCUGCCAUACCGCAAGUAGUCGAGUUCCUCCUGAGUAUGUGCAGCGUGGCAACCGUCGCCAUGGCGGCAUUUGCCUCUCGGUUUCAACGAAUGAGGUGUGGUCAAUGUGGCACUAUAGUGCCGUUCUGUGGCGUACCUUGUUUGUGGAACUUGCACCACUCCGGUAUGCGCUGCCGCAGAUCCUGCCGUCCAUGAGCGAACGGACAGCGAUCGCCUCGCUCGCACAGUGCCCUGCGCAGCCACUUUUGGCAGAGCUUGGUCUUGAAGUUCUGGGCUGUGCUCUCUGUGUUCUCGUUAGUUGAUCUGACCAACACACACACACACACACAAAGACACAGACCACACACACACGCAUUCGUGCGUGUGUGCACACUUAUUGCCAUCAUCGCACCGCGUAUCGCUAUCUCCAUCGUCCGUUGAGCUGUCCAAGGAGAAAGGGGUACCCGCCGGCAUACUGAUGGCGUCGGGGAUGUGUUGCGACGAAGGAAUAAGGACGUAUAAUGGAUAAUAAUAUAAAGGAGAGGCAGUGUAGGAGCAGACAGGCAGC
Molecule: messenger RNA, 2450 nt
Organism: Vitrella brassicaformis
Lineage: Eukaryota; Vitrellaceae
Source: the annotation of a GenBank genome assembly